Messenger RNA from Prorocentrum cordatum, 843 nucleotides. NCBI's taxonomy places the organism in Eukaryota, Dinophyceae, Prorocentrales, Prorocentraceae. The record is from the annotation of a GenBank genome assembly.
GUGUCGGAGCAGCGCGCGCGGUUUGGCCGUAAUGAGCUGGACGCGGAGGAGAAGAAGUCCCUCUGCCAGCUGAUCUACGCGCAGUUCGAGGACCUGCUCGUUCGCAUCCUGCUGGCUUCCGCUGGGGUGUCCUUCGGCCUGGCGUACUUCGACGAGAAGAGCCAGGAGGAAGGCUGGACCGCCUACGUGGAGCCGCUGGUGAUCCUGCUGAUCCUCAUCGCCAACGCCUUCGUCGGGGUCUGGCAGGAGUCGAACGCCGAGCAGGCGCUCGAGGCCCUCAAGAGGCUCCAGUCUGAUGCGGCGAUGGUGAUGCGGGACGGCAAGUGGCAGCGGGUGGAGGCGGCAGACAUCGUGCCGGGUGACAUCGUGGAAGUCAAGGUCGGGGACAAGAUCCCGGCCGACAUGCGCCUGGUGCGUCUGAAAACCACCACGCUGCGCAUCGAGCAGUCUCAGCUCACCGGGGAGUCCCAGAGCGUCUCCAAGGAUGUGGAGCCGAUCACGGACAGCGAGUGUGUCAUACAGUCCAAGACCAACAUGCUCUUCGCCUCCACCACCGUGGCCAACGGGGCCUGCCUAGGGGUUGUCGUGAGCACUGGCAUGUCGACAGAGAUUGGCAACAUCCAGUUGGCAGUCAAGGAUGCAGCGACCGAUGUGGAGCAAACGCCUCUGCAGAAGAAGCUGGAUGAGUUCGGCGAGCUGUUGGCCAAGGUUAUUUUUUGUCGGCGGAUUUGUGCUCUGGUUUGGAUUAUCAACUACAAGCAUUUUUUCGAUCCCAUACACGGCAGCUUCCUCAGAGGUUGCGUUUAUUAUCAGCAACGCUUCCGCGACAACAAGCUCGCUUGA